Messenger RNA from Helicoverpa armigera (cotton bollworm), 1376 nucleotides. RefSeq names its product odorant receptor 67c. Lineage: Eukaryota; Metazoa; Arthropoda; Insecta; Lepidoptera; Noctuidae. Gene Ontology annotation, biological process: sensory perception of smell; detection of chemical stimulus involved in sensory perception of smell. The coding region runs from base 1 to 1206 and encodes 401 amino acids. The transcript is spliced from 7 exons. Gene Ontology annotation, cellular component: plasma membrane. The record is from RefSeq and is a predicted model, not a curated record. Gene Ontology annotation, molecular function: olfactory receptor activity; odorant binding.
AUGUCUGAAAAAGAAUUUGAUAAAACCUUAAAGCUAACAAAUUAUGCACUAAUAAUGUCUGGUAUUAAAACCUCAAAGAAUGACAUGAAUAAAGCUCUCGAAUACUUUAUAAAUCACUAUCUAUUUUACUGCAAUGCCAUAGCUUUACAUACAGUAAUUUUCGGCGAAGUCUACUGGAUUGUCGACGGCAUAAGGACCAACCAUCCUUUCGUGGAAUUGUCCUUAGUGUCACCAUGUGCAACAAUAAGCAUACUGAGCACAAUAAAAUGCGGCUUCAUAUUCUCAAAUAAAGGGAUAUUAAUGCGAGUAGUCCACAAACUCAAAGAGAUUCAUACAUCUUUUGAUGACAAUGAACUUUCAAAAGAAUCGGCGCCCAGGACCAAAAUUGUGACGGAUUCAUUGAAAUUGUUGCAAUUCGUGCAAAUUUCUUUUGCUACAAUCUACAUAUUUGUAUUCUUUUCCUUCUGUUUUAUACCAGUAAUAUUGGCUGAGUAUAAUUAUUAUAGAACUGGUGAAUUUGUGGUAACAUACCCGUUCUUUGUGAAAUAUCCUUUCGAUUUCGAUGUUCAUCAUUGUCCAGUGUGGCAGCUGAUUUAUUUCCAUCAAGUUUGGGCAACUGCCAUAGUAAUAAUGAGCAUGUUUGGAUGUGACUCCCUCUUCUACGGUUUGUGUGUGUACAUUAAGACCCACUUCCAACUGCUUGGACUUCGCUUUGAGAACAUCGUGGGUGCAACGAAGAGUGAAACUCAGAGGAAUUUGGCGAAGGCUGUGGUAAGACACCAGGAGCUUAUUGACCUCGUGAAUCAAAUGGAACUGUUAUAUUCGAAAUCAUCGCUGGUCAAUAUAAUCACCAGCUCCAUACUUAUUUGUCUCAGUGCUUUUAAUAUUACGGUAGUAGAUAAACUGAACGUAAUAUUGGCGUUCGUCACCUUCCUGGUGAUGAGUUUGUCACAAAUAUCACUGGUGUGCUACUUCGCGGAUCUAUUGAUGGUAGCGAGCAUGGAAAUAAGUGGAUCGGUGUACAGAAGUCCAUGGUAUGAGGCGGAUAACCAUUCGAAGAAGAUUUUGCUGCUGGUGAUUAUGAGGUCUCAAAAGGCAUGCAAGCUGACUGCUUGGAAGUUUGCAGACCUCAACUUGGGGGCAUUCACUACGAUUUUGAGCAGAUCAUGGUCAUAUUUUGCUUUACUGAAGACGGUUUACAAGUAAUAAACCGCUGGAACAGUCAUUGCGUCUGCUUGUCUAUAAGGAAUCAAUAAAUUAAAAUAAAAUAUUGGCACGGAUUUUCAUACGAUCACUAAGAGAUUAACUACUUGAAGAGAAAAAUAGAAGUCCGUCUCAAGAUGUAGAAAAAGUAUUUUGAUAUCGUAGUCUUUCUU